Molecule: messenger RNA, 2109 nt
Organism: Sungouiella intermedia
Lineage: Eukaryota; Fungi; Ascomycota; Pichiomycetes; Serinales; Metschnikowiaceae
Source: the annotation of a GenBank genome assembly
AUGGCCGAAGAAAUUCAGUUACAAUUGAUCAGAAAAUCAUUGGAGGACCUCGGCUACUACUCAGUCGCUGACUUGUUGGCCGAACGCAUGGCCGAACGGCCAUCCACCCUCCUGUGGAAUCCCACCUCCGACAUCCGUGUCUUGUUAGCUACUUUGCAAGAGUUUGUCAUCAAGGGACAAUGGGAUGCCGCCUUGAGCAUCUUGAGACUUGAGCUGAAGCCGAAACCCUCGUGGGAUAUUAAUGUUGAGUCGCUUCUUUCCGACCAACAGCGAUUGGUGGCAGAAUACAUUAUAUGCCGAUUCAUGUUCCUCCAACAGGUAAUACACCAGCUGUUUGGAGCCUAUGGCGGCUACCCUUCCCAGUCAGCAGGUUCGCUGUUACUGUGGACGCUUGAAAAUGCCAUGCUGGUGUACAACAGAAUUAAUUUUAGCGAUACAACUGUGGCUUUGGUCACCCAAAUCCCUCGAAGCUCUGAAGGUGCCAUCCUAGUGCCCCUUUCAAUGAACCCACCAGUUGCUUCGGCUUUGUUGCAAGAAGUAUUUAACGAAAAGAUCUUGCUUACAACCUUUGGAACUAAAUGGACUGAUGAUGUCCAGGCCACAUAUAGUUCCUUGCUGGCUAGGCUUUACAACGUUGUAUGCUACCAUUUGCGGUCAAUAAUCACACCAGAGUCCAGUCAACCUGGCGAAAACUCAUACACAAACAUCCCGAAGAACUGUCUUGCAGAAAUCAUCAAGAAUGCUGCCAUUUACAACCUGGCAAGGUCGUUGUACCACUUACCACCACGCAUAGAACCCGCAGAAGGAGAAUCACUGAUCAAUUCGCAUCUUUUGCCAUUACAGACGGCCGAUGGAACUAGGGAAGAUCUCCCCAUUCAUCUUUUGCACACAUUAACGGGCCAUUCUGAUGAGGUAUGGUUCACCCGAUUCUCUCCCCUGGGCCGCUAUUUGGCUACUGGUUCAUUGGACGGAACAUGCAUCAUCUACGACGUAGCCAAUUCCUUCAGUAUUGUGGCUAAAUUGAACUCCAGCCAGGAAGACGAGGAGAAUGUUUUCGUCCAGAGCUCACACAAGCCCGGUUUGGACAAAAAGAAAGGUAUUAUUUCCCUCUGUUGGGAACCCCAUGAAAGAUUUAUAGUCACAUGUUGUCUCGAUACGGUGAUCCGUGUUUGGCGAGUAGAGAACAUUACUCAGAGCAAACGAAUUACCAGAUCAAUGGACGAUGUCAAGCCAACUAGCUUAAUUGCUUGUUUCACACUUGGUGAACGCAUGCGUACUUGGCCAUGCGAGUUUUUGCAUUAUCCAAUCAAUGUGACUCCCCAUUUUAUUGUGGGAUCCCCCGAUAAGGUUUUGAAGGUUUUCUCUGUGGAAGGAGAGGAGGUUCUCGACUUUUACAGUGAUACUGAUGAAUGGCUGACCAUCUUGGAGGAAACAGCCAAGACUCAAGAUUCAAGUAUGGAUUUAUCAUCUGGGGAACAGUCUAAGUCAGAGUCCUCGACCAAGGGGAACAGUGGCAAUGGCGACUCCAAUAGUGCCAGCCAAUUCAACCGCAUUAACGACUUCGCGAUCACUCCGAAUGGGAAAGUGUUGAUCACUGCCAAUAACGAUAAGCAGGUCUUUUUCUAUCGCAUUCCAAAUCUUUUCGAUCCAUCGUCGACCACCUUUCGUAUAGCGCUGUUGAGCCUUAAUGGGCGUUUAACAUCUUGUUCUGUUUCUGCUAAUGGCAAAUACAUGCUUAUCAGCAUUGCACCCGAAGAAAUUCAAGUCUGGGAUAUCAGUCCUCUUGAGAACUUCGAGAGACCUUUUUUGAAGCAGAAAUUUUUGGGCCAGAGCCAGGCAUUAUAUAUGGUGCGUUCUUGCUUCGGGUAUCUUCCACUGUCUACCAAUGAGGAGGAAUUAGUGUUGAGUGGAAGUGACGAUGGAUACGUUUACAUCUGGAGACUCCAAACGGGUCAACUUGUGACAAGAGUUCGUGCACACCAUGGUUUGUGCAAUUCAGUGGACUGGAACCGCUUUUACAAACCAGCAAAGCAGGGAAAAGAUUACGGAACCUACUGGUGUUCUGUUGGUGACGACAGACUCGUUAAGAUCUGGGGACCUCGCUCUUAG